AUGACACAGAAAGACGUUUCUAUUGAACUCUUAGAGUUCAUUCGUCAAGAAACAUUCAAUGAAAAGAAAGCAGAAUUUGUUCAUGAAUGUUUUAAUGAAUUUAUUGAAAAAGAAAGAAUUAUUGAAUUAGUUAAUGAAAUGGAUGAAAUUUAUCAAAUGAUAGAAGUUGCUGUAUUAGCAUGGAAUGUUUGUGACCAAAUUAAGAAAAGAAAGAAUGGAAUAUUAGCAUUAAGAGAACCAGUAUUUGAAUGGGUUGAAAGUGUAAUGGAGAAAUUAAAAAUUACAAAUCGGGCUUCAGUAAUAGAAAGAAUAGGAUAUUCUGUUUCAUUAGGAAGAUUAAAUUAUAUGAAACGACAUUCAGAAUUAAAAACAAUGAGAGAUUUAAUAAGAAUAGCUGAUAUUCAAACAGAACCUCUUAAAGUAAGUUAUGAUGAUAUUAAUAAAAAAAUAGUUGAUUGUUUUAAUGAAAUUACUUGGUUCUAUCAAGAAACUGAUUCUAUUGAAAGAAAAAUAUUAAUGAAAAUAAUGUUAGAACAAUGUCCUUUAUGUUGGAUAGAUUCUGUUGAAAAAGAUAAUUUAAAAGAAGUAGUUUCAUUUCUUGUUAUGGUAUGGACAAAAGUUAAACCUCCAAUGGAAAAUGAUAUUGGAGAAGCAUUAUUUAAUUUAUCUGAAUCAAUUACUGAUGAUUUUGAUGAACAAACAAAAAUUACUGGUAUUGUAUUAAAUUUUAUUCAAACUAAUAAUAUUAUUUGUAAAAUUGUAUCGAAUAAACAAUAUGCUGUUGGACUUUUAAAAGAAGCAUUAGAAUUAUUACGUAAUCAAAAGAAACAUCAAUAA
This is a messenger RNA of Entamoeba dispar SAW760, 837 nucleotides long. RefSeq lists its product as uncharacterized. The record is from RefSeq and is a predicted model, not a curated record. Bases 1 to 837 code for a protein of 278 amino acids. NCBI's taxonomy places the organism in Eukaryota, Evosea, Mastigamoebida, Endamoebidae. The transcript has a single exon.